AAUAAAAUUUCAUAAUGGAAAAAAGUGAUAUCUAAAUAAAAAGUAAAUGCAACUAUUUAUACUCAAUAUCUAAAUUAUCCGAAUAUAAAUUUUUGUGCAUAUUUUUUAAGUGCUAGUUAUUUAAUGAAUUUAACAUAAUUACUUAGACCACAUAAAAAAGAUCACCAAUUAAAAAAUAUCACCAAAUCAGCUGUUAUCCGUCAAUCGAUGUCAACAAAAUUACAUAAUUUUGUUUGGAAAAACAGUGAAGCUAUUAUUUUGGAGUGUCAUUUUCAAAUUUUUAAACAUGGUUUUUGAAUUUGAUGCUGCCACAGUAAAAUUAUUAAAGUAAAUGUGUACACGGAAGCUACUCAGAUUAGUGAAUUUGAGUAAUUUUUUUUAGAAUGUAGCCAUACUACACUUAAACUACUAUGGAUCAUAAUAAUAUAAUUGAAUGCGCUGGUUUUUAUUUCAUACAUAAUUUUGAUUCUGGAAACCUGGGUCACGUAGAACGAGUACCUACGGAGUUCAUUACUCCAUUUAUUAAUCCGAAAACAAAUGCAGCAGAAACCCCUGACUAUGAAUUCAAUUUGUGGACUCGACCUGAUUGUGCGGGUACUGAGUUUGAAAAUGGAAACCGCACCUGGUUUUAUUUUGGUAUUCAAGCUAGUGAACCAAAUGUGCAGGUGCGGCUUAAUCUCAUAAACUUGAAUAAACAAGGCAAGAUGUACAACCAAGGGAUGGCUCCUGUCACACGUACUUUGCCGGGAAAACCACAAUGGGAAAGGAUAAGGGAUCGCCCUGUUCAUUCUACUGAUGAUAACACUUUCACACUGAGCUUUAGAUAUCGUACAGCAGAAAAUCCGAAGGCAACGACAUUCUUUGCUUUCACAUAUCCAUAUUCUUUUGCGGAACUGCAAAUAGCUCUCAACUCAAUAGAUUUAAAAAUGCUGCCAUUGCCACCGCCUCAGUCACCUGAUGAUAUUUACUAUUGCAGAGAAUGUUUGAUUUAUUCUUUAGAAGGUAGGCGAGUUGAUCUAUUAACAAUAUCAUCACACCACGGCAUAACAACUGAGAGGGAAGACAGAUUGAAGAACCUGUUUCCUGAUAACCAAGAGAGACCUUUCAAGUUUCAAAAUAAAAAGGUUAUAUUUGUAUCAGCUCGAGUUCAUCCAGGCGAGACCCCUUCGAGUUUCGUCUUCAACGGUUUCCUCAAUCUCCUCCUCAUGAGAAACGAUCCUAUCGCGAUACAAUUGCGGAAGUUGUAUGUGUUCAAACUGAUCCCAUUCCUGAAUCCCGACGGAGUGGCCAGAGGACAUUACCGGACGGACACUCGGGGAGUCAACUUAAAUAGGGUGUAUCUUAACCCGUCGCUGACUUUCCAUCCUACUGUAUACGCAUCGAGGUCUCUUAUCAGAUAUUAUCAUUUUGGAUGUGAAAAAGAGGACGAUAUAUGUGAGGAGAGCAAGAGCUUCACAGCGCGUAGUGUUCCAAGUAUUAGCGAAAGUGCUGAGCUAAUCGAAACCAAGAAGAAGAGAAGCGUCAACUCCCCAACAUACAAACGGGAUAAGAUCAAGACAUCAAACAAAUCCACCGGCGUGUUGAAACAAGUCUCGGUGGAUAGUUCGAAGGACGUCCAGUCGUUAAGUAGUGAAGCUGGUAAUCUGGCGGAACAGGUAUAUGACAUGAAACUCCAAGAGAUGCCGUUACAAGCAAGCGACGUGACUUCGAACCUUUCGGACACCAAUGUCGGAGACAGUUCGUCGCUACUCAAUGAAACCGUUUUAAAGUCAUGUCUGGGGUCCAACGUCCACCUCAGUACGAGUGAAGAACUGACUGUUCAUGGCAAUAACCCUCUUAAACCGUUGAGAGACACGCUGAAGAACAGCAUAAGUUUGCUAAUGGAAUCGACUUCCUUCAUUACCGACGAGCCCCGCGGGCGCGUCCGCGCGGGCUGGUGCGCCGAGUGCCGCCGCGCCGCCGCGCGCCUCGAGCGCAGCGCGCCCGGCCUCGCCGCCGCGCUGCCCGGCUGCCCCGCCGCGCUGCCCGGCUGCCCCGCCGCGCUGCCCGGCUGCCCCGCCGCGCUGCCCGGCUGCCCCGCCGCGCUGCCCGGCUGCCCCGCCGCGAUGCGCCCCGAGUCCCCCACGUACCACACCAUAGAGGAGUACGGGGAGCACCAGAGACGACAAAUUGAUGAUCAGGAGCGUAAGCUGCACGACGCUGAAUUUGUCGAUAGUACUGAGAGUAUCUAUUUCUGUACAAAUUGUUUUAAGAGAUAUAUUAUAACACACGAAAAUGAAGAAAUAAACGUGCAGGAGAGUGCGGCGCACGCGAGCGCGGGCGUGUCGGCCGGCGACCACUGCUUGCUGCCCCCGCGCUCGCCCGCGCACUCGACUGCGCACUCGCCCGCUCACUCGCCCUCGCAUUCGCCCGCACACUCGCCCGCCGGCAGCACGGGGGAUGCUCUUGUACUGCCCCCUCUCCAGCUGCCCACCCUGCCAAAGGAAGAGAAAUCCAAGUCUGUCUUGAACAAGCAGCCGAAGAAGAAACCCUUGCCCUCUCCCGUGUCCCCCGGGCCCCCCUCCGCGCCUCGCGUGCCCUACAAAGAGGUCGACUCUGGUCUCUACUUGUACAUAGACUUACACGGACACGCCUCGAAAAAAGGCAUAUUCAUGUACGGAAACCACUUCGAAGACCUCGACAGCUGCGUCGAGUGCAUGCUGCUGCCGCGCAUCAUGUCGCUCAAUAACUUGCACUUCCACUUCUCCUCCUGCAACUUCACGGAGAGAAACAUGUACCUCAAGGACCGGCGCGACGGCAUGUCCCGCGAGGGCUCGGGCCGCGUGGCCGUGCUCAAGGCCACGGGGCUGGUGCGCUCCUACACGCUGGAGUGCAACUACAACACGGGCCGCCUCGUCAACGUGCUGCCGCCCGCCGCGCGCGACCCCCCCGCGCCGCACCCGCCCGCGCCGCCCGCCGCGCCGCCGCCCCCCAAGUACACGCCGCACAUCUUCCAAGAGGUGGGGCGAUCCCUCGGCGCGUCGAUCCUGGAUCUGACGGGACAACACCCCAACUCGCGCAUCCCGUGCUCCGAGCACCGCAACCUGUCCGCCGUGCGCGACUGGCUGCGCGCGCACACGCGCACGUUGCGCCCGCAGUUGACGACUUCUCGAUUACGACCCAAAACGUCGUCUCCCACACGAUUGCCUCUCUUCGCGCGCUCCAAAGCUAAGGUGACGGACGAAAGGAAGGAGAAUACGUUCGUCGCAGCCAAAUCGGACUCCGAACGAAAACGAAGCCCGCCGGUGCUCGCGCAACGCUCCGGCCACGAACUGGUCAACUCGAACAUGAAAUUCGCCAAGAAAAACGAUCCCGUCAAGACCUCCUCCCGCACCCGGUACCUCGCCGAAAACGAGCCGAAGCCUAAGACGUUGUCGACCAAGCGGCGGAACGUUCUCGCCAUACGCAAGCCCAACGCGAGCAAGACGCAGGCGGGCGGCGUCGUCAAGGCCAAGUGCAGCCGGCGCGCCGCCGACGACGCGGACGGCGCCAAGCUGUGCAAGCGCAGCUACUCGCGCACGCUGCGCCGCCGCGCCGCCGCCGCCACCUCCGAGGAGGACUUCGUGGCGCCCUCGCCCUCGCGCCUCAAGAAGAUCCGCCUCAAGGCGGCCUUGUAGCGCGCGCGGCCCGCUCGGAACACACCCGCCCCCUUCGGCUGCUAUUGCAUUCAAUUGUUUGAGAUCCCCUACAAUCUAACGAUAGUCCCGGUGGUUAAAACGGCAUCUAGGUCGACGGUAAUUAUAUAUUUCCUUUCUUGUUUUAAAGAAAUAUGGACAAAAAUUUGCGAAAUCUUUUUUUUUCUUCACGAAACGGUUAAAUUCGUUGCCUUUUUAGAAAUAUUUUUAUUUAAAGAUAACUUAAAAAUAAUCAUAUUUUGUUAUUAUAUUCAAUGUCUAUUAUAUUUGUAAUAACACAAUGAUUUUCAAUUCAGAGAAUAGCUUAUCUCAAUUAUAUUUUAAAUUUUGUCUAGAAGUUAUAUGAACAUUUGGAGAGGUAUAUUAAUUAGAAUCGUCUUUCUAUCACCGACAUCGCCCCAUUUGAUUCGAAAUACGUUUUCCACCUAACCUAACCUUGGAUCUUCUAUACAAAUAAAAGAUACACUUAAUUCAGCAAAGAUUAAGAUCAAAAAUUAACUUGAUCAUCUUGAUUUAUAAAAUAGUGGAUAAGUUUCUUUUAUACUUAAAUAAAUGUAAACAUGAUUAGCUGAAAUAUUGUAAUAAAUUAUGUAAAUUGCUAGAAUGGUUAGCUCCUGGAGCAAAUUAAGAGCAUACUGAAUGAUCUCAUUAUGAUUUUUAUUGCUUUAAUUUCAAAUUAUUUAUCUGUAAUCAUUCAAAAUAUAUUAACAAUGAACCGUAUCUAUACGAACAAUGGGUUUCGAGUUUAUUGCAUAUUGAAUAACGAAAUAUACAAAUUUAUUAUUAAUAUUACUUAGAAACUAAACUUAGGUACUAACUAUUAUAAAGAUUUAGUGUAAAUGAAAUGUUUACUUAUUUUGUUACAUAUAUCUUAGGGCCAGGUCACAAGUGACGUCUGAAGUUCAUCAUGAACAAUCUCCAUAUAAAAAUAUUUGCGGUGGUGCAUUGAUUAUGUUAGAAUUCUUAUAGCCAACCAUAAAUGUGCAAUAAUAAUAAAGUAGUUGUAAACAAAUUGUUUUUCUAAACUCGUGUCGUUGUUUAUAAUAUGUAUUAAAAUUGUGUGUAAAAUAAAUUGUUAUAUCAUAGAAAGAAUAGUAUGUAUUUAAAUAGUAACUAUUUAUCUGAAAUAUUAAUAUAUUAAAAAAUAACAUUUAAUGUUAAUAUUUUUUUAUUUCACUCUUUUGGGGACUGAGUUUUUUUGAGUGUUAAAAAAUGCAACCAAAUCAACAAUAGUUAUUUCCUAUACAUAUCGCUUUUUUUAAGAUUAUUUUAUACAUUAAAAUGUGUUUGUUUUGACGGGCCUGUUGACGUGGUUGGUAGAUACUUGCUUUUCACGCCGAA
Molecule: messenger RNA, 5015 nt
Organism: Nymphalis io (European peacock)
Lineage: Eukaryota; Metazoa; Arthropoda; Insecta; Lepidoptera; Nymphalidae
Product: cytosolic carboxypeptidase-like protein 5
Exons: 18
Coding region: 411-3656 (1081 amino acids)
Biological process (GO): proteolysis
Molecular function (GO): zinc ion binding; metallocarboxypeptidase activity
Source: RefSeq, a predicted model, not a curated record